Messenger RNA from Parastagonospora nodorum SN15, 1554 nucleotides. RefSeq lists its product as hypothetical. NCBI's taxonomy places the organism in Eukaryota, Fungi, Ascomycota, Dothideomycetes, Pleosporales, Phaeosphaeriaceae. The record is from RefSeq and is a predicted model, not a curated record. The transcript has a single exon. The coding region runs from base 102 to 1046 and encodes 314 amino acids.
AUCUUUCACUCUUUCAAGUGUUCAGCAGUCAUUCUUUACGACCAUCCACGCGAUCUGUCCGAAGCUUCCAUCCCAUAAUACAUCGGUCACCUUAAUCAACCAUGCAGCUCACCCUCGUCUCCGUCGCGGCCGCGAUGGUCGCAACCGUUUCCGCUUACGGUUCUAUUGAAGCCGUCGCAAACAGAGACGCCGUCACCCUCAACAAGGAGUGCGACAAAUCUCAGCCUCACGCAAGCAUCAUCAACCGCUGCGACUACGACGUUCAUAUCUGGUCUGUCCUCAAGGGCGAUGGCUGCAACCCCGACAAGAUGGUGACACUCAAGAAGGGCGAGAUGUAUGCUGAGAACUACGUCAACGCCAGUGCGACUCUUGAUGGAAGGGGUGUCUCUAUCAAGAUCUCCAAGACCGAGCAAUGCAAGCCUAACGACAUCACCCAGCUCGAAUACUUCAUGGACGACGUGAACAAGGAGACCAAAUACCAGAUGAACUACCUCGACGUGUCCUAUGUCGACUGCCUCGGAGGCGACUGCCCAACGAAGUCGGAGGGAUACUACCUGGAGGUGGGCAGCAAGAACGCACGUGCUCAGAAGCUCACGCUUGAUGCUUCGUGGUGCCCGAUCCUCUCCUGUCACGACCCCAUCUCCUGCGCUGCGAUGUCCUACAUCCUGCCAGAUGACACCCGCACCAAGACCUGCGACUUCACCUCCAACAUGAAGUUCUACCUUUGCGGUUCUGACGCCCCAUCCGAUGACGACGCGAAGCCCUCUUACCCAGCUCCUAAGCCCGAAGCUCCCAAGCCCGAAGCUCCUAAGCCUGAAGCUCCUAAGCCCAAGCCGUCUACAACCGCACAAGCUCCUUCCAGCUCUGCAAAUGAUUACAACGUCGACCUUCCUACAAUCACCCCGCCUGCCGAGCUCAAGGAUGCGCCCAAGGAGCCUAAGGUCAAGACAAAGACCGUUGUUGUCACCGCUUACGAGUACGUCAAUGCGAAGAGGUCGGAGCACGUUCACAGGCACGCUCGCCGCCACCAGAACUUCCGCGCAUAGAUGCUUCAGAUACCCUGAUACUCCAUGGUAAUGGGCUGUACAUUUAUCAUACUGGCGCCGUUGCAUAUUACCAGCCAAUAAUCAAGAUUACCUAAUUCGCGAUAAACCCUAUGGAGACACGGAGGAAGAGGGUUGAUAAGCCCUUACAGUAAUAACGAGGUAGACAGCGUCGCAGGCCCAAUCUAUUCAUUCUUAUCACCACUUUCGGCGCGCACUCGUCAUUGCUCGUGUAAUAAUUCGAUUUGUUCUACCUUUCGCCCACCUCGAUCGCGUCGUUGGCAAAUGUCGCGAUGGACUAUCUGGAUCACGGCAACAUUCUUCUUCGGCAUACGCUUUAUCUCAUGAUGUCACGAUAUACUCUGGCUUGGGCUAGCGGGCUCCAUUUUCUUCCCUUUGUUCACUUCACCUGGAGCAAUGCUUCGUUUACCUUGGACACACAUGAACGUUCGGGCUUGGUGUAUAUUAUGAUUUAUUAGCAGAGUAUAUAUAUUUACUGUUUGUCUCUUGA